AUGACCUUCUAUUCCAACCAUCUUUUCCUUCUCACCACUUUCUGUAUACUGAUUGCAACCGAAGGCGCUGUGGACAUAACUUGUCCCAAUUCGCCGAUCGACGCAAGCACCAAAUCGACACAGUUUCCCGCCGACGGAUUGGCCGCUUUCCCGGCCGGAUACUCGUGUAAUAUCGAUGUAAGAUUCUUGAAAGUUUGCCAAAAAGCAUAAUGGGUUCAGUUCAACAUUCCCGAUGGAUGCGUGCUGAAGUUUAUCGUUCAAAGCAGUGCCAAUGUCUAUUCGGGCGACUCGUUCAUUAUUGUCGAUUCGAUUUCCACGCUUAAUGUGUGA
This is a messenger RNA of Caenorhabditis sp. 36 PRJEB53466, 330 nucleotides long. NCBI's taxonomy places the organism in Eukaryota, Metazoa, Nematoda, Chromadorea, Rhabditida, Rhabditidae. The record is from the annotation of a GenBank genome assembly.